CAGUCCAUUAAAAUUGAAAUUGAUCAGGCUUAUAUAAAAUUGUGCCAAGAAAAGUGCCUGCUCGCUAGUGCGUCAUAUACUCUUCAAUUAUUACGCAUACGACUCGUGUGACGAAACGGAUAUUGAAUUAGCUCUACAGACAGGCCUGUGUUUAUACCAGUUGUAAAUUAAGGAAGUUCUCAUCGAUUUGCUGCCGUUCGUUGUUGUUGUUGUUGUUGUUGGGAGUGUGCAUGCAACUGGCUUUAGAGAUGAUGCAAACGCUGAAACCGCCACCGCCAUUGCAUCAACAGCAUCCGCAUCCACAUCCACAUCCGCAUCCGCAUCCACAUUCGCAUCCACAGCAUCUGCAGCAGCAGCUGUCAGUCAUGGAUAAUCACCAGCAGCAACAGCAACAGCAACAGCAGCAGCAACAACAACACAUUCAUCAGCAGCAGCAACAAUUGCCGCCCACGCCGCAGGCAUCGCACCUGCUCGCUGGCCAGCACAGCCAUCAUCAGCAACAUGCUGCGGUUGGCGUCGGUGAUCACGAUGACCCAAAUCCGGAAUUUGUGUUGGCUUUAAUAUCAAGGAAUCGAGCGCUCGAGGCAACGAUACCGAAAUGUGGCGGCUGCCACGAGCUGAUCCUGGAUCGCUUUAUACUGAAGGUGCUGGAGAGGACUUGGCAUGCGAAGUGUUUGCAGUGCAGCGAGUGCCACGCCCAGCUGAACGACAAGUGUUUCGCCCGGAACGGUCAGCUGUUCUGCAAGGAGGACUUCUUCAAGUCGAACAGACGUUAUGGUACGAAGUGUUCCGCUUGUGAUAUGGGCAUACCGCCCACCCAGGUGGUGCGUCGCGCCCAGGACAACGUCUAUCAUCUGCAGUGCUUCCUGUGCGCCAUGUGCUCGCGCACCCUCAACACGGGCGACGAGUUCUAUCUGAUGGAGGAUCGCAAGCUCAUCUGCAAGCGCGACUACGAGGAGGCCAAGGCGAAGGGUCUCUACUUGGACGGCUCGCUGGAUGGGGAUCAGCCCAAUAAGCGGCCACGCACCACAAUCACAGCCAAGCAGCUGGAGACACUGAAAACCGCAUACAAUAACAGUCCGAAACCCGCCCGACAUGUGAGAGAGCAACUGUCGCAGGACACGGGCCUGGACAUGCGAGUGGUGCAAGUGUGGUUUCAGAACAGGCGCGCCAAGGAGAAGCGACUGAAAAAGGAUGCAGGACGCACGCGCUGGAGCCAAUACUUCCGCUCCAUGAAGGGCAACUGCUCGCCGCGCACUGACAAAUUCCUCGACAAGGAUGAACUGAAAGUGGACUACGACAGCUUCAGUCAUCAUGAUCUUAGCAACGACAGCUACAGCACCGUCAAUUUGGGCCUGGACGAGGGCGCCUCGCCGCACAGCAUACGCGGCUCCUAUAUGCAUGGCAGCUCCAGUCCCUCGCAGUAUCCGCCGAGCAGUCGCUCGCCCCCAGUUCCGGGCCAAAGUCAUACGUUUGGGUCCUAUCCGGACAAUAUUGUCUAUACAAAUAUCGAUCAUGCAGUUGGUGCUAAUUUGCACGCAAGUAAAUCGCAUCAUCGCCUGCACAGUAGCAACAAUGUAUCGGAUCUGAGCAACGAUUCCAGUCCCGAUCAGGGCUAUCCUGAUUUUCCGCCUAGUCCCGACUCCUGGCUGGGCGACUCGGGCAGCACCAAUAAUAAUAUCAGCAACAAUAAUAAUAAUAAUACUAGCAACAACAACAAUAGCAGCAGCAAUGCGAAUAGCACUACCAGCAACAACAACAACCAUAGUAGUGGGUCGACGUCCAAUGCGAAUGCCGCCGCCAACCCUCCCGCAACGCCUGGCGUACAUUACUGAUACUCAAAAAUCCUUUUGCGUUACUUUGAAAUGCAGUCGCGAAGUCUGCUGCUCGCCGCAGCCCAACAACAACAACAGCAGCAGCAGCAGCAGUGACAACAACAGCAAAGCAUACUUCGCAGCAGCAGCGCUAGCGACGCCAUUUUGAAAGCUCGCCUGUAGCUUGACAACGGUUAACAGUGCUGAGAUACUGACUAAUAGUAGGCUAACAGCGUUGGGCGCCAGAGUAACAACUGAAAAGCUUUAUAGUUAACAGCGUGAGCUUUUGUUUCUUCGCUGACUGCAUUUACGCAUAUGCACUACUUUUUUUUACUUUUACUAACGUAACACAAUUUGCUCAAGUUUCCGUAUUCCAUUGAGUUUUUAUAUAUGGAAGAUAACGAACAUUCGUAUAUGUAUCAAUGUUCGAUGCUUUAAAACAAACAGGCUUAAAUAAUAAUGAGUGUGUUGAUUACAUCCACUUCCUUGACCGCUUUUGUUUGUACUUUGAACUUUGAUAUUUUAGUGUAAUGUAAAUAUUGUAUAUUUGUGUAUAGUAAACAAGAAGAACUACAUUUUAAAUUAAACUAAGUCUGUAUAGGGUCAUACAAAGAUUGGGAGACAGUGCACAACACUUAUUAAGCUGAGCUCCCAAAACAAGUUAUUUAUUGCUUUAUAUAGGAAUACAUGAAUUGCAUAGGAGAAAUAUCAAUUACGAAAAAGUGAUGUCGUAUAUACAUACAUACAUAUAUCUAAAAACAAA
Drosophila arizonae is the source of this 2577-nucleotide messenger RNA. It is a transcript of the gene Lim3, whose product is annotated as Lim3 homeobox protein. Gene Ontology annotation, biological process: neuron differentiation; regulation of transcription by RNA polymerase II. Gene Ontology annotation, cellular component: nucleus. NCBI's taxonomy places the organism in Eukaryota, Metazoa, Arthropoda, Insecta, Diptera, Drosophilidae. Gene Ontology annotation, molecular function: zinc ion binding; DNA-binding transcription factor activity, RNA polymerase II-specific; RNA polymerase II transcription regulatory region sequence-specific DNA binding. The record is from RefSeq and is a predicted model, not a curated record.